Striga hermonthica is the source of this 2361-nucleotide messenger RNA. NCBI's taxonomy places the organism in Eukaryota, Viridiplantae, Streptophyta, Magnoliopsida, Lamiales, Orobanchaceae. The record is from the annotation of a GenBank genome assembly.
AUGGACUACUCUUCGAGUAAAGGGAAAGAAAUUGACCAUUCAGAAUUGCCGAGUAGUUUGGUGGAAGGGGCAUCCACAAGCUUCUCACCCUUUAAUGAGUUGAACUUCAUGCAUCCUGAAACUUCCAUAUCAGAUGAUAACAUCACAGGAAGCGCAUUUAUUGGUGAAGACGAAGUGAUGUUUCAAGAACAAUUGGGCAGUGAAGUGCCGUUUUCCACGUCUCUUUCCAGUGACGGGUUUGACUUGACGGAGAUGGGUGAUGAGAGCUUAGGUCAGCAAGAUGCUGCUGAGAGCAUUUAUGCCGUGAUUCCGAGAACACCUACUAUUUGGUCGCUGUCUGAGAGGAUGCUCACUGCACUUAAUCUAUUCAAGCAAUUGUCUGGAGAGGGUGUCUUAGCUCAAGUGUGGGUCCCGAUAUGUGUGGGUGAUUGUUAUGUCUUGAGCACUUGCGAACAACCUUACUUGCCCGACCAAAUGCUUUUUGGGUAUCGUGAAGCAUCACGAUUGUUUACUUUUGCCUUGGAACCAAGACCUGGUAAUUUUCUUGGGCUCCCAGGUCGUGUAUUUUCCUCAAAGGUUCCGGAGUGGACCACAAACGUCAUGUACUAUAACAAGUGUGAGUUUAUACGAGUGCAACAUGCCCUCGCUCAUGAAGUUCGGGGAUCUAUUGCAUUGCCCGUGUUUGAUGAGGAUGAUGGUUCGCCUAAAAGGUCAUGUUGUGCGGUGUUGGAACUGGCCACCAUGAAGGAUAAGUCUGAUUUCGAUUUGGAGAUAGAAAACGUGUGUCGUGCGCUAGAGGCUGUAAAUUUAUGGAGCAUUUUACCCCCGAGGCUUCGUCCCCAGAGCUUCUCUGCAAAUCAAAGAGCUGUGUUAGCUGAGAUUUAUGAUGUUCUACGUAGUGUUUGCCAUGCGCAUAAUCUGCCUCUUGCACUCACAUGGAUUCCUUGUAGUUACAGAGAGGAUCACGGUGUGGAAACUAUAAAGGUACUGGCCCGAGGGCGUUUUAAUAGUUCCAAGGAGAAAUGUGUGUUGUGUGUAGAGGAUAGUGCGUGUUAUGUGAAUGACAAAGAUGUGAAGGGUUUUGUGCAUGCAUGUGUGGGACAUUGUCUAGAAGAAGGACAAGGUGUAGCUGGAAAAGCCUUUCAAUCAAAUCAGCCUUUCUUCAAUCCAGAUGUGAAGCAAUACGAUAUCAAUGACUAUCCACUUGUUCAUCAUGCCCGUAAGUUUGGCCUAAACGCUGCUGUUGCAAUUAGGCUUAGAAGUAGGUACACCGCUGAUAAUGAUUAUGUGAUAGAGUUUUUCCUCCCUGUGAAUGUGAGAGGGAGUGCAGAACGAGUCUUGCUUAAUAAUCUCUCGAGUACCAUGCACAGGGUUUGUAAGAGUUUGAGGAAAGUGACAGAUGACGAAUUGCAGCAUGGUAAUGUGAAUUUACAGGAUGUGGAAAUGAGGAGAACAUUACCCGAACAAUUAUACUUUACUGGAAACUUAGACUAUGUUUUUCAAGCAAACCAAAAUUUAUCUGAAUCAUCGAUUUCAUGUGUGACAGCUAAUGCUUCUCAUCAACAGGCAAUGAGUGAAUCAAGCAAACUGAGUGGAAGGAAGCGAAACACGACGGAGAAACAUGUUAGCUAUAGUGAUCUUAAGCAACACUUUUCAGGGAGCCUGAAUGAUGCUGCAAAGAGCAUUGGUGUGUGCCCAACUACUUUGAAGAGGAUAUGCAGAUCGUAUGGCAUUAUGAGAUGGCCUUGUCGCAAAAUAAAAAAAGUCAAGAGUUCUCUGAAACAUGUCCAAGGUCUGAUCGACUCUGUCCAGGUGAUGGAAGGAUUGGAGUUGUUGAACCCAAUGACAGAUAUGAGCCAACAACAACUUGACUUCGGAAAUGGAGUGAUUGUGAGCAAUGGAAAUCCUGAGCCAGCUAUCCAAAACAUAAACUUUGACCCGAAAACCACCAUUGCAAUAUCAAACAGCCAAGCGACGGGGGGGACCUCAACCGACUCGUCUGAAUUGGGGUCGAUCAUGAACAUGAACAUGAACGAUAGCUCAUCAGGUUCUCUAAGUGUAGGCAAAAUGCAAAAAUCUAAACUUGUAGUGAAAGCCACCUAUAAAGAAGAUAUAGUUCGAUUCAAGUUUGAGGCAAGAGGCAGGUGUGCUGAGGUGUAUGAAGAAGUAGCGAAGAGGUUUAGGCUAAAUAUGGGUGAGUUCCAGCUAAAGUAUCUUGAUGAUGAGGGGGAAUGGGUGCUGUUGGUAACCGAUUCCGACCUCAACGAGUGUCUUGAGACAUUGGAUUGCAUGGGAAGUUGUUACCUCAAGUUGUUGGUCCGUGAUUGUGAUGCCUCCACUUGCUUCUUGGAACCAGGUUGA